Messenger RNA from Erpetoichthys calabaricus (reedfish), 5490 nucleotides. RefSeq names its product katanin p60 subunit A-like 1 (gene katnal1). NCBI's taxonomy places the organism in Eukaryota, Metazoa, Chordata, Cladistia, Polypteriformes, Polypteridae. Gene Ontology annotation, biological process: microtubule severing. Gene Ontology annotation, cellular component: microtubule cytoskeleton; microtubule. Gene Ontology annotation, molecular function: microtubule binding; microtubule severing ATPase activity; ATP hydrolysis activity. The record is from RefSeq and is a predicted model, not a curated record. The transcript has 11 exons. Bases 80 to 1552 code for a protein of 490 amino acids.
CUUUUCGUUGUUAUGGCAAUGUCACCAUGACUAACGGACUGCGGCGCUUCAGGAAAGAGAACAGUGUUGCUGCGUGAGAAUGAAUCUGAAUGAGAUUUGUGACAAUGCAAAAAAAGGCAGGGAAUAUGCCCUUCUUGGAAACUAUGACUCUGCAAUGGUUUACUAUCAAGGUGUGAUACAGCAGAUAUACAAGCACUGUCAAUCAAUUAGAGAUCCAGCGCUGAAGGUGAAAUGGCACCAGGUUCGACAAGAGUUAACAGAAGAGUAUGAGCAAGUAAAAGGCAUUGUGCACACUUUGGAAAGUUUCCGCAUUGAUAAACCUGUAGAAUUCUCUACACCACAUGUAGAGGAAGCCCUGAAAGACCCUGCUGUUUGGCCCCCACCAAUUCCAGCUGAGCACAGAGCACCCAAUCAGGUGAAGCGUCCUAACAGAGAAAUUAAACCUGUGAAAAAAGAGUCUCCUGUUGUGCAACAUCGAGGGCCUGUUGGCCGUGCUCAGCCAAUAGCUAAAGGAGACAAGCUAGGAAUCAAGGACAGCAAAGAUGCAAGAACUAAAGCCAAAGAUGAUAAGGGAAAAAAGAAUCCACAGGAUGCUGGAGGUGAUGGUGACCUUCGUAAAUUUGAUGGUACUGGAUAUGACAAAGAUUUGGUGGAAGCACUCGAAAGGGACAUUGUUUCCAGGAAUCCAAAUGUUCACUGGGAUGACAUAGCAGAUCUUGAGGAUGCAAAGAAGUUGCUGAAUGAGGCAGUGGUGUUGCCAAUGUGGAUGCCAGACUUCUUCAAGGGAAUUCGUAGACCGUGGAAGGGUGUGUUGAUGGUUGGACCUCCAGGUACAGGCAAGACAAUGUUAGCUAAAGCAGUUGCCACUGAAUGUGGAACAACUUUCUUCAAUGUAUCAUCUUCUACACUUACAUCCAAGUACAGAGGAGAGUCUGAGAAGCUGGUUAGACUUCUGUUUGAGAUGGCUAGAUUUUAUGCCCCCACUACAAUUUUCAUUGAUGAAAUUGACUCCAUUUGUAGUCGCAGAGGGACUUCUGAUGAACAUGAAGCCAGCCGCAGAGUGAAAUCUGAGCUUCUUGUGCAGAUGGAUGGUGUUGGUGGUGCUAUGGAAAAUGAUGAUCCUUCAAAAAUGGUAAUGGUGCUGGCAGCAACAAAUUUUCCAUGGGAUAUCGAUGAAGCCCUAAGGAGAAGACUCGAAAAACGUAUAUACAUCCCUUUGCCAACAGCACAAGGUAGAGCAGAUUUGCUGAAGAUAAACCUGAGAGAGGUUGAAGUGGCUCCAGAUGUUGAUCUUGCUGUGAUUGCUGAAAAAAUUCAAGGCUAUUCAGGUGCUGAUAUUACUAAUGUUUGUCGUGAUGCCUCUAUGAUGGCAAUGCGACGGCGCAUACAAGGCCUGACUCCAGAGGAGAUUCGGGCAUUGUCAAAGGAUGAAUUGCAGAUGCCUGUAACAGUAGAAGACUUCGAAUUAGCACUGAAGAAAAUAUCAAAAUCAGUUUCUGCAGCUGACCUAGAGAAGUAUAAAGCUUGGAUGGAUGAGUUUGGCUCUGUGUAAUUUGUACAGUAAAAUGACAAUAAUUGUUGAUAUUAAAGGUACACCUUUUCACUACAGUCAUUGCUUAUUUGAGUUAAGUAAAGUCAAACAGACCUGCAGAAGUUAAACCUUAGGGUAGCUAUAGAAUGUACAGUAUGAAAGGGACUCAUUUAACUAACACAUUGUACUUGUGCAGUACAAAAUAGUUUAACAUAUCUUGAUAAUCUUACUGAAAUACUUUUAUACAUUAUAUUCAAAUUAACUUAAAAUUUAAUGAUUAAUUAUAAUAUGUUUUAUAGCAUCUGACAAUUUUUAAGAUAGGGAUAUAAGUAUAAUUAAUGGGUGCAAAAGAAAAAUGUAGGUGGGUGGCAGGAGGACACAGUGAAUAGUACUGAAGUCUCAAGACACUUAGAUUCUAGUUUGAUUCAUUAGUGGAGUGUCAUAAGUGUGGAGUUUCCUCUCCCAGUCCAGUGACACAGUUAUGUGCACUUGUGAAUCAAAAUUAGCAUGUAAAAGAGACUCUGACCUGCGGUGGAUUCACUUUCUGUCCAGGGAUGGUUCCUGCUCUUAUUAGUGCCCAAUACUAAUAAGCUUCAAUUUAGUCAUAAAUAAACAAGAUUUAGCAAAUGGAUGAACAGAGGAAUGGAGUAACACUACCAGAGGUCAAUUAACAUGUUAUGUUAGAAUAGAUGUUUGACCCCAUUAAAAAUUGAAAUGACAGAUCAAGUUCAUGAUUAAUCACCCCUUUAUUCUUAUUUCAUUUAAACAAAUAAACCUACCCUAAAGUUUUGCAGCAUUCCUCUUCCAUCCCCAGUCAAUGUCUCUGAGACAGUCUUAUGGAUUUAGAAAACAUCAAUACAAUUUCUGCUGAAAGUAUGUCUAUCUCCUAAACAUCAUUCAUAUAUCCUGAUCUCAAGUUUUCUUGUAGCUAAUUUAAGUUGAAUAUUUCUGCGGCUUUUAUCUCUUUUUGAUAGUGAUAAUGUUUGUGUACCUUUUUAUUAAAAUAAUCUGUCAGGCAGGAAGCAUGGCACAGUGUUUAAGCCUUUGGACUUCAAACCCUGAUGAUGUGGACUCAAAUCCCACUACUACCAUGGGCAAAUCACUUUACCUGCCUUUCCUUCAACUGGAAAAAUACAAAACAAAUGUAGAGAAUUGUAUUUCUCAAAUAUUGUCUUGGAUAAAGGCGUCAGUCAAAAAAUAACAAUGUAAUUACUGUACUUAUGUUUUCCAUUACCAGACUAUAUCCCUGGACAAUCAGGCACAAAUCUGGGAAUUGGCCACAAAUAUGACCGAGGUCGGAGGCAGGGGAUACUCCGGCACAUUCAUUGUUAAUGUCAGGCAAUUUUAGGGGCACCAGUUAGCCUCACAUAUGUGUGUUUUAGAUACUGCAUAGGUGGAAACUGGAGUACCUGGGAAAAUGUAUGUGGGCAUAGAGCAGUGUUCUCCAACUCCAACUGGAGGGAUGCAGUGGCUGCAGAUUUUCAUUAUAACUCUUUUCUUAAUUGGUGACCAGUUUUUUCUGCUAAUUAACUUCUUUUCCAUUCAUUUUAAUUGACUUGUUCCUUUGAAUUUCUUCAUCGAUCUGAAUCGCUUCGUGUCUUCCCUUAAAUGGCAUCCAAACAGAAAUGAAACAUGAAGUGAGUGACCCAACAAAAGAUCAUCAAAGUCAGGGCCUCAAACUCCAACCAAUUUCACUUCAACCAGUUGCUUAAUUAGGAGCCGAUUCUUGUUGUUAAUUAAACCUGUUCUUUAAUUCCAUGGCUUGUUGCUGCUCUCAUUGUGCAAUAGCAUAGAAUUCCAAAAUUGUUGAUUUUCUCUUUUCUAAGAACACUGUUAAAAUGUUUUGUGGACCUGAGCAGAUCAACAUUCCUUCUUCUUUAUUUAUUUUCAGAUAUUGUAUAAUGGACACAGUUUGCUGGUCAUGUGUUGGCUGAUUUUGUAUCUCAUUGUUGUUUGGCUUCUCAUUAAUGAAAAAUAAAAAUAAAAGGGUCUGAGCAAGUCAAUUAAAAUUAAUACAAAAGAAGCUAACUAGUAGCAAAAACAGGUCACUAAUUAAGAAAAGGGUUAGAAUGAAAACCUGCAGCCACUGUGGCCCUCCAGGACCAGAAUUGGGGACUCCUAGAAUAGAGAGAUUAAGCAAACUCCACAGAGAAAGAGACUAGAAAGUCAAGCCAAGGUCCACAGAGUUGCAAGGCAAGUACAAUAAGCACUGAGCCAUAGCGACACUCCCACAUUCUCAACACUACUUUUCGAGUUUGUAUCACUUACAAUGGCUUGCAGUGCUUAUUUUAAGGAAGUGAGUUUGAUUCUGAUUUGUAGUUAAAUGGCUUUUAGUGAAAACUGUGUUUUAGACUUGAAUUUUUUAAAAGCUAUGUUUAUUUAAUAUAUAUUUAAUCUUGAUAGGUAGUAUAUACUCAAUAGCUUUAGGAAAAUGAAGGUUUACUAUUUGUUUUCACCUAAAAUCCUCUCCCACUAUCUUUUUACAGUGUUCAUAAUGUGUUUACAUUCCCUCACCAGUGUGAGUCUCCAGUGUGUCAUUUCCAGAUUUAAUUAACACAACAGAAUGGAUUUUUGUUAGCCUUAUAACCUUUGAUUAUUUUGAUAGCAGAUAUAUUUUCUCUACAUUACAAAAGUUAAAAGUGCUAACUAAACAUACCUAAUUUAAAAUGCACUCUUAUCAUAUUAUUUUAAAUUGAAUUCUCCAAAAUGGAAUCUAUUGAGAAAACUGAAUCUAAGUUUAUUAUUAAAAACUGUGAAUUGUAAAUAAGUAUGGGAUUUCAGAUAACUCCAUUAUAAUGAAAUACAAACCAUGGACGGUUCGAUCCAGUUGGGUCUAGUCAGUUUAUACCCUUUGAAAUAGCAAGAAAAAUGGUUCAAUUGCUGAAAGAAUAAAAGAAUUUUGAACAACUGUCAUGUAAAACUGACUGUGGCUACAAUACACCAACAUGGUGAUGGUACUUUAUAUGUGUGCUGGUAUACUUUUAUAGAAGCAAAAAAGCUUUGUUCUUACUUGAAAAAUCAUCUGUUGGAUUUACUGAAUCUUACUGUGAUCUCACAAAAAUGUUUAGUGUCAAUACUUUAAAAAGUUAAAGUAUGUACCUCAAUGCUGAUUCUCAUAUUCUUUUCUCACUUUAGUACACUAACAGUACAUUAAUGUUGAAUAUGUUAAAAGUGUUUUGUCAUACUGAUUACAAGACACUUCAAUAUAAUUUAUUUUUAUAAUUUGUGUGUUCUAUGAACUUAACAUGGAAGAUACAUGUGAGAACUUUUUACUUCUCUUUCCAUGUAAGUCCAGAAUUUCAGUUUAUAUUUUCCUUUAUCUGGACCUUUUGUAUUCUGGUCACCAGAUUGUCAAUCUGCCAGGAUGGUUGAUUAAUUAAGUAGUUAUUUAAAAAAAAGUCUUUUUAACCAUUUCACGUUUUUUUAAUUGCAUAGUAUGUACUUAUUUUGAUGCUACUUUAAACAAUAUUUCCCAAAUGAAGAACAAGAAAUGUGGAAGAGUUCACUUAGGGAAUCAUAUCUCCAUUGACCUGUUUGUAUGUAUUGAAGUCAUUCAUAUGAAAGUGUUUAACUGUGGCAAUUAACCACUUUAAAUUAUUAACAUAUUUUAUUAUUUUAUUGUGAUCAAAGGUACAGUAUAUGUCAUACGUGCCAGUCAAGAGAUAAACCAGCCUCUCCUAAAUGAAGUGUUUGAAUGUCACUUUUAAUAGAAUGCACUUUAAUAUUUUUAUAUCAGCCUAUUCAUAUUUUUGCAUUCCAAGGUUAUGGGAGCUGCAGUCUAUUCCAGUAGCGUAUUUUGAGCAUUUCUGUUGCCUGACAUGGCAGAAUACUUUUUGAAUUGUGUAUUGUGAUUGUUGCUGCUAUUUCUGUUAAUGUUCCUUUUGCUUUUAAAUGGUCUCAGCAAAACAAAGGUUUAUGUGACGUUUAAGUGUAUUGACAAUAAAAGUCAACAAUCUGGA